Neltuma alba is the source of this 1491-nucleotide messenger RNA. Its product is annotated as replication protein A 70 kDa DNA-binding subunit B-like. The record is from RefSeq and is a predicted model, not a curated record. The coding region runs from base 1 to 1491 and encodes 496 amino acids. The transcript has 10 exons. NCBI's taxonomy places the organism in Eukaryota, Viridiplantae, Streptophyta, Magnoliopsida, Fabales, Fabaceae.
AUGGCAAACUUCGAUCAUGAUCUCAUCAAAGAUGUAGAUGAUUCUAAAGAUACCUGGUGUAUUGUUGCGAGAGUGCUGAGAAAAUGGAUUAUGGCUAAAAAGACACCGCCUUUUGAUAUUUUUAAAGUAGGGAUGAUUUUAGUUGAUGAACAGGGGUAUAGAGUUGAAGCUUUUAUGUCCCAGAAAGCACAAUUACAAAGAUACAUGGAUGAAAUAACAGAGGGUGAAGUAUAUCAGUUUGAGAACUUUGUAGCUGUGCCCAACAAUGAUGCUUUCAAACUUUGUCAUCACACUUGGAAGAUUCGUUUCCACUCCAUGACGUUUUUCCAAAAGCAUGACUUAGCAGUCCCUUUAAAUGCAUUUAACUUUGUUCCAAUAAAGGAUAUUGCUGACUAUAAUGCUACAAAUUAUGAAUUGAUUGAUGUCAUUGGGUUCCUUCAAGCAUUUGGAAACUUGGUUGACCACAAAAAAGACUCACAGACCAUAAAGACACUGAAUUUCACCAUCGCUGAUCAUAACCAAAUCCCCAUUAACGUGGCUCUUUUCGGAGAUGUGGCAAUCAAUGCAUUUGAAGCUAGGACUGAUGAUUUGGAAGUUCCUACUGUAGUUGUCAUCCGAUUUGCAAGGAUAUCAACAACUAAAGGUUACGGACAUAUAACUAAUGCUUUCCAUGCUACAAGAGUUUUGUUCAAUCCAGACCUCCCUGAAGUCAGAGAAUUAAUUGCCAGACUCGGUGAGACACCUGGAGCAAGUCAGAACUUCUCACAAGUUUCAUCUACCGAAAGUCAAAUUGUCACCAAGGUCACCAUCCAGAAAGUUGAGAGUGAGUAUGGUUGGACCUAUGAUGGAUGUCCAUGCGAUAAAAAACCAGUGCAUGUUGAUGAUAAAUUGAUGAAGUGUACUUCUUGUAAUCAAGAAGUGCUUAAGACUGAACCCAAGUUCAAAGUCCAUUACAAAGUAUUUGAUUCCACUGGACAAUGUUCGAUGCUUUUCUUCAACCGGCAUGCAUCUGCUCUAUUAGAAUGUUCAGCUUCUGAACUUAAGAAGAAGGUGGGGUCGUCUCGAUCUUUUCCAAAAGAGUUAGAUCGACCUGUUGGAAAGGAAAUUGUCGUAAUGGUCAAGGUUAAGGAAAACAACAUAAAAUAUCCUGCCAGUAGUAUGGGAGUGUCACAGUUCUCUGUGAAAAAGGAUAUUUUGGAUCAGUUCACAUACUCUAAUGUCAGCGCUGAUGCCAACGCUAAUGUCAAGAAUUCACCAAUCGAGUCAUCUUCCUCAUACUCAUCUCCCAAGAUGCUUGGCACUCACAACAUUGCGGAUGAUGAUGAUGAUCUUACAAUAUCUCAGAUAAUCACACCUGUGGAGACCUUGUCAAAGAAAAAGAGGAACGGGAAAAAUGAAUCAGAACAACUUGAUGAUAUAGGCCUCUCCGAAGGGUCCCCUCCAAGCUUCAGCAGCACCAAACCGGCAAAGAAGAUCAAGAAGGAGAAAUGA